AUGGUUGUGGGUCUGGGUCCGGAUAAUUCUGAUCGACCCGGGGAGGUGAUGGACAGGGACGGGUACCCUCACCAGACGCCUCGGCAAAAGAGGGUUCGAACCUCUUUCAAACACCACCAACUGCGCACGAUGAAGUCGUACUUCGCCCUCAACCACAACCCAGACGCCAAAGACCUGAAGCAGCUGGCUCAGAAAACAGGGCUCUCCAAGAGAGUUUUACAGGUUUGGUUCCAGAACGCCAGGGCCAAGUACAGACGCAACCUUCUGAAACAGCAGGACUCCGACGCGGGGUCAGGGGGCAAAGGUGGCCAGGGUCAGGGGGCAGGGUCGCCAGAAGGCCCGGACAAAGACAUCAAGGAUCCGAACUCCAUUCCCGACAUGAACGCCGGCUCGCCCGCGCUGUCAGACAUCAGCUCCACACCGUCGCUCAGCGACAUCCAGUCCUCCACCAUGGAGACCGACCACAACAGCAGCAGCAACAACAGCAUCUCUGACCUCUUUUCCAGCACCAUUGCCGCCAUCAACUGACAUCUGAUACAGCGGUAGUAACAACGACAAAAGCAUCAUCGUUGCUAUGGAGACCGAGCACAACAACAGCUGCAGCAAUAACAACAGCAUCUCCAACCCUCCGAGAUCCUUCCUAGCACCAUCAUCGCCAUUAACAGACAUCUGAUGAUGGGCAAAAACUAAACAUAUUUCUCCAGUAUCAUCGUUGCCAUGGACACCGACCACAACAGCAGUAGGAGCAACAACAGUAUCUAAGACUUUUUUUUCCUCCAGCACCAUCGCUGCCAUUAACUGACAUCAGAUUAACUACAACUAAUUGUUUUUUCCACCACCAACGGUGACGUUUCAACUGAAAUCUGAACACAACGACUAUAGUAGCUUUUUGUUAGCACAACUGUCGCCUUGGAGAGAGAGAGAGAGAGAGAGAGAGAGAGAGAGAGAGAGAGA
This is a messenger RNA of Aplysia californica (California sea hare), 954 nucleotides long. RefSeq names its product LIM/homeobox protein Lhx2. The transcript is spliced from 3 exons. Lineage: Eukaryota; Metazoa; Mollusca; Gastropoda; Aplysiida; Aplysiidae. The record is from RefSeq and is a predicted model, not a curated record. Gene Ontology annotation, biological process: regulation of transcription by RNA polymerase II; neuron differentiation. Gene Ontology annotation, cellular component: nucleus. Gene Ontology annotation, molecular function: DNA-binding transcription factor activity, RNA polymerase II-specific; RNA polymerase II transcription regulatory region sequence-specific DNA binding. The coding region runs from base 1 to 528 and encodes 175 amino acids.